UCUGUUUGGACUGGUGAAAUCGAAAUGUUUGUCACUUAAACAUUAAAAUCAGAAAAUUCAGGAAAUGCUAAUCAGCUAUGUAAAUCUCAUGAUUGUGCCAAUAAAUAGAAUCAUUCAUUCAUGGUUCAUAAAUUAUUUGGAUAUGAUAUUUUGAACAGAACUGAAGACGUACUAAUAACUUGUAUUGAACUAAUUUCUAUUGGCUUUGAGGAAUACUAUUUUUAUCGACAUAGUAGCUGAACUUUCAUUCUUUAUAGCUAAGUCUGUUUUUUUGAACAUUUCAAAUAACGUACUGAUUGUACUUAGCCAUAAAAGCUCAAGAAAUACUGGUCAUCUAAUUCGUCUUAGUAUAGAACUCCUGCGAAAUAUUCAUCCACAACCCUAUCAGGUACCGAUCUUAAGUCUUUCAAGUCUUAUAACCGAACACCUAACCUACAAACCACUGAGAGGGGAUACAUUUAUUUGCAUUUCCAACUCCAGUUAAUUCUUAACGUGUUAUUUAUUAGAAGCUAAGCAACCGAAGAUUAUAUGUUUUUGUGUAAGGCAUCACAUCGCUGUUUUUAUUUUGACCAGUUUAACUUCCGAUGAUCUCAGAUCAUAAUUAUCUUUAAUGUAUUAACAAAGUUUUCAUGAAAUCAAGUUGCUUCAUUAUUAUCGCGUACCUAUUGAUAGCUAGUUUCAAGAUGAAUUUCACGAAAUUGCAAUAAAUAGCCAUUUUACCCGUCACAAUCAAGAGAUUUGGGAAAACUAGAUGGUAUUAACGCAUUGACCAUAAUGGAUAGUGAUCGUUGAUGAAGUUGAACAUCUGGAUCAUGGAAUUCAAAUUCAGUUGCUUAAUGCUAUCUUUAUCAACAUGAGAUUUUCAUGUUCGAUUUCAUACAAGGUCUUCGGUUGAUAUUUUAUAUUUCCCUGCGUGCCGUCAUUCAUGUUGUUUAUCCCUUUAGAUUGAUCAAAUUUUAAUUUGAACGUCACCACUCAGAAUAACUUGAUAUCACAUUGUAUUAUGCUUGAUCGUAAAUAGUUACCGGGGGGACGGGGAUGACAUUAAGUAACAGAUUAUCUGAUAGAGGUCGGUACUCAAUGAUUGGUUGUUAAAAUAUACUUGUAUUUACUUAAGCAUAAAUUGACCCACUAUUAUUCGAUGUGGUAACUCUUAAAGCAUCUUAAGUGUAAGUCUUUUAUUAUAAGUGUUUUUUCUCCUAAUAUUUCCUCUUGGAUCUUUCUCUGAUACCUAUUUUAAAAUGACUUAUUCAUACCUGUCUUUUAUUAAUAUUAUUCCUUUAAGAUAAACUAACUAAAUGGAGGUAUUUCUAGGUCGCUCGAAAGUGAAAAAUCCCAUGCAAUUACCACAGUCAACAUUAUCGGGUAGUAAUAGUAAUAGCAGUAGUACUUUACCAUUUCCAAUAUUGUUUAAAGAAGAUUUCACGAAAUUCAAUUCUGAUCAUGAUGAUAACAAUAAUGAUGGUAUAAACAGUUGUGAACAGUUUACAUUUCAAGCGGUUUUAUUAAAUGGUGCUAAGGCAUUAAUCACUGAUUUGGAACAAAUCAAGAUACUUCGAAAAAGAGGUUGUUACGGUUUUAGUCAGAAUGAUAAUUUUAAUCUUCCUAAUAAAACCAACAGUAUACCUAAAGAAUACAGUACAGAUGAUGACGACAAUGAUGAUUAUGAUAAUGACAAUGACGGCGGGGAUACGUCAGAUGCAGAGAAUUCAAUUGAUAAUUUUUGUAUUUCAAAAGGUAUUGAAAAAACAGAUGAAAAUGUUUCCAACGAAACGAACGUUACACAUUUAAUAUUGAAUGAUGUAGAAACGUUGUUUUUACUCCAUGGACUUGGUUGUUUAGACGUUUACUUGCCACUUAAUGGAAAUUCACAGUUUCAUUCAACCAAUGAAUGUCAACAGCUGGACCCGUUGUCUUUGACUGAGGUCUGGUUCUGUUUGUGUACAGGAUCUGUUGAUUCACCUUGUUUACAAAUUCAAUCAGCACGAGAACAUAUUGAAAAGUAUUCAGAAAAAGAAUUCCAUCUAUUACGCCGUUAUGCUGUAUAUAUAUAUUAUAGAUCUAAGGGUUGGAUUGUACGCUCCGGAUUAUGUGUAGGUGGCGCUGAUUACCUACUUUAUGCUGAAGAUCCUAAUUGGAGACAUGCUUCAUUUUGUGUUCUAGUUGAUAGGGAUUCUACAAAUAAGGAUGGAGAACAAAUGAAUUGCAGUUCAAUAGCUGCACAUGUUCGUGUUGCACAUUCGGUCGGUAAAGUAAGUUCAUUUAAUUAUAUUUUGUGUAUAGCUUGGAUCAAAUAAAUCCAUAAGAUUUUGAAUAUUAAUUUGCUUUUUAACUUAAGGUCGCACAUAUAAUGUAUUGAUAUACGUUUUCGUAAUUCUAUUAUAAAUUAGGUGAAUGAGUAAGUUAAAGUUGCACUUGAAUGGUUGAAAAAAUGUCUAAUCAUAAAGGAGAACUUAAUCAUUGGCAACGUCUGAGACUAUGAUACUGGGAGACACAAGUUUAAAUGCAACGUCGGGUAUAAUUGUCGUCGUGAUUACAAAUAUAAUUUGCUACGUGUGAUACUUUGUCGCGUAAGUCUCCCGUCAAUUGAGGAGUUUUCCGACAAUCCAUGGGAAGCUGUUCGGAAAACAACAAUUAAGGAAACUCUCAUUGAUUAUUGGAAACCGAAAGCCAAAUAAUAAAAGUUUGAGAACCAAUUUAGGUUUUAAGGUACAAAGUGCCUUAAAUAUAUUUUCAGCGAAAUCAUAUUUCCCAAUAGCGGUGAUGUACAUAUAUUUAAAAUUUUCUGGUUUUCUAUGCAAUAAGGUACUCCCUACAAAUACGUCUUUUUUUUGUUAUACCGUCAGGUUCCCAGAUGUUCACUCAUUAAGUUGCCUAGAUCAUCCAGUACUUUCGUAAAUGUGUUAUGAUGUUGUUCAGAUACAUACGUUGUGGAGAUUAUUAAUUUUACUUAGCUUACCAGCCUGCCUUAGUCAGAAAACCAUUAGAAACCUGAAAGCACUAAGUGACCAUUUCGCUCUAAUAUGGGAUUGCUUAGCAGUAGGGAUGUACGACUUUAAUCUGUAAUCGACCUUCGGUCUCGCACGCGAACGCUUAACCUUUAGACUACUAAGCUGCGAUGUAAAUGAUGUGCAAUUCAUUACGUAUGAAUUAUAUCACAUCAUAAUUGAAUUUAGACAAUAAUGCAUUGUCAUCGUACCCAUCUGAAAAGAUCGAGGCCGCUACUAAGAGUAUUAUUCAUUUCAAAGUAUACUGGAGCCUUUGUGAACUAAUUAAUGCAAGUUGCUGGAGUGUUUCAUUGAAAUCAUGAACCGAUCUGAGUUAUACAACCAUUGAAAACCUGGAAGCACUGGACGGCUGUUGGAUUGUUAACCAAAUUACUGUGAUUAAUCAGUUCUAGGGUAAGCAGCUAUUCAAUAAUAUGUGUUAACUCCAUUUACCAAUUCAAUAUUUCAAGAGGCUGAUAUUGAAACUAAAACAAAGGAAGUGUAAUGUACAUAUUGUUGCACCCCUAGUAUCCUUAACCGUUCAAAUAAAGUGCAUGAAUGAAUAAAUUUUGUUCAACCUCUACCUUGAAUACGUACAAAUCACUUUCGUCCGAACUGCUUUUAACCAAAAGCUUAUGUAUCAUGUGGAAGUAAACUGUGAUUGAGCAAGGACAGAUAUAUCUGGCUACACUGAACAUAUUUGUUUAUAAAAUGUUCAUUCCAAUGACUUGUUUUGUUGAUUGCAUUGAGCUAUUUUUCAAUAAAAUGUUGUUCUAGCUUA
Molecule: messenger RNA, 3768 nt
Organism: Schistosoma spindalis
Lineage: Eukaryota; Metazoa; Platyhelminthes; Trematoda; Strigeidida; Schistosomatidae
Source: the annotation of a GenBank genome assembly